UAUGUUGCAUGUGUUGUGUGCAUAGUGCAUCGAACGUUUGAAUAAACUCGAAAGGAUUUAUAAUAAAUAUUACAAAAAUGGAGAAGGAAUCUCGUAAUGUUUGUUUACCCUUAUCGGUAAAUUUAACAAAAAGUGUUACAACCGAUGAAAAUAAUGAAAAAUUUAUCUUAACCUUCUUACAAAACUUAUUACCUCCCGCGGAUAGAAAAAAUAUUGCAGACGAAUUGAGAAAGAAUUACAUAUUUAGCAAAAUUAAAUCUAAAACGAAGAAAAAUAUUAAAUUGAGAAAAAAAUAUUUAACCUCGAGGAAACGAAUAGCACUUGGAUUGGGUAAAAUUAUUAAUAAAAGGGGUUUCAAAUAUACAGAUUUAUUGCCGCUUCAUGAAUUAUGGUUGAAAUAUAUACAGAGUGCUUUGGGUGAUAAUUUUUCUUUCAAUGCGUCUUAUAAACCAACCGAUAACAAUUGGGAGACAAUUAAUAAUCAAUUAAUAAAAGCUGACUUUCAUGGUGCUAAAAUUGCGGUAGUUAAAUCUAAAUGUCCUAGUUUGAUCGGUAUUAAUGGUAUUAUCGUGCAAGAUACUAAGAAUACUUUCAGAGUAUGCUGUACAGAUGAUAUCAUUCGCACAUUACCAAAGGAAUCUAUAGUAAUAAAUCUUUACUUACAUAAACUAACGCUGCAAAUAUAUGGAAAACAGUUGUCCGUAAGACCUAUUGAAAGAACAGUUAAAAAAUUUAAAAACGCAUAUACCUUGACAUUAUAA
Molecule: messenger RNA, 761 nt
Organism: Polistes canadensis
Lineage: Eukaryota; Metazoa; Arthropoda; Insecta; Hymenoptera; Vespidae
Gene: Pop4
Product: ribonuclease P protein subunit p29
Exons: 4
Coding region: 78-761 (227 amino acids)
Biological process (GO): rRNA processing; tRNA 5'-leader removal
Cellular component (GO): ribonuclease MRP complex; ribonuclease P complex
Molecular function (GO): ribonuclease P RNA binding
Source: RefSeq, a predicted model, not a curated record